AUGGAGGCUGAAGAUGUAAGUAGCAGAGAAUUGACAAUUGAUUCCAUAAUGAACAAAGUAAGAGACAUUAAAAAUAAAUUUAAAAAUGAAGACCUCACUGAUGAGCUAAGCUUGAAUAAAAUCUCGACUGAUACAACAGAUAACUCAGGAACUGAAAACCAAAUUAUGAUGAUGACAAAUAACCCAGAGGACUGGUUGAAUUUGUUGCUCAAACUAGAAAGAAACAGUGUCCCCUUAAGUGAUGCCCUUUUGAACAAAUUAAUUGGUCGUUACAGUCAAGCAAUUGAAUCACUUCCUCCAGAUAAAUAUGGCCAGAAUGAGAGUUUUGCUCGAAUCCAAGUGAGAUUUGCUGAAUUGAAAGCUAUUCAAGAGCCAGAUGAUGCACGUGACUACUUUCAGAUGGCCAGAGCAAACUUCAAGAAAUUUGCUUUUGUGCAUAUAUCUUUUGCACAAUUUGAACUCUCACAAGGUAAUUUCAAAAAAAGUAAACAGCUCCUUCAUAAAGCUGUGGAAUGUGGAGCAGUACCAAUAGAAAUGUUGGAAAUUGCCAUAGAAAAUUUUAACCUCAAAAAAAAGCAACUACUUUCAGAGGAAGAAAAGAAAAAUUUAUCAGUUUCUACUGUAUUGACUGCUCAAGAAUCAUCCUCCAAUUCACUUGGUCAUUUACCAAACAAGAACAUCAGUUGUGAUUCCAGAGGACUGACUAAUAAACCUAGAUUUUCGUGUGGAGAGAAUAUAUCCCCACAAGAUGCAGAAAUAGGUCAUUCAAAUCCUAUGAAACAAACAAACAAACCAAAACAACCAUGCCCAUUUGGAAGAGUCCCAGUUAACCUUCUAAAUAGUCCAGAUUAUGGUAUGAAGACAAGUGGUUCCAUUAUACCCAGUUUUACAAAAAGACAGACUUCUGGAUCAGAAUGCCGAGAUUUGAGAAUGCCUGGAUCUAAACCAAGUGGCAACAAUUCCUGUGAAUUGAAAAUUUUGAAGUCUAUUCAGAAUUUACAUUCCAAGGAACCAUUGCUAUCGGAUGAGAAAAGUUCUGAGCUUACUACUGAUUCAUUAACUUUGAAGAAUAAAACUGAAUCAAGUCUUUUAACUAAAUUAGAAGAAUCAAAAGAGUUGCAUGAACUAAAGGUUCCAGAAAGUGCCCAGAAACAGUGGAAAUCUAAGAGAAAGCCAGAAGGCUUAAGUAGAAAUCUUGCUGCAGCUUCUAGUCAGUGUCAGAUUCCAGAGAUAAACAGAAAGGUGGAUACAGAGCAGAAACAUACCACUUUUGAGCAACCUGCCUUUCCUGUUUCAAAACAGACACCACCAUUAUCAGCACCCAAACUGAUUGAUCCAAAAUCUCUUUGUAGCACACCAAGCAACGAUACCUUGGAUGAGUACAUGAGUUGUUUUAGAACUCCAGUUGUACAGAAUGACUUUCGAUCGGCUUCUCAGUUGUCAGCACCUUCUAGCCAGCCUGCUCAUUUCCAGCAGCAGAUACCAGCUACACCACUCCAGAAUUUACAGAUUUUAACACCCUCUUCAACAAAUGAAUGCAUUACAGUUAAAGGAAGAAUUUAUUCCAUAUUGAAGCAGAUAGGAAGUGGAGGCUCAAGUAAGGUAUUUCAGGUGCUGAAUGAAAAGAAACAGAUACUUGCUAUAAAAUAUGUGAAUUUAGAAGAAGCAGAUAACCAGACUGUUGAGAGCUACCGGAAUGAAAUAGCUUAUUUGAAUAAAUUACAGCAACACAGUGAUAAGAUCAUCCGACUUUAUGAUUAUGAAAUCACGGACCGAUAUAUCUACAUGGUCAUGGAGUGCGGAAAUAUUGAUCUUAAUAGUUGGCUUAAAAAGAAAAAGUCUGUCAACCCAUGGGAAAGAAAGAGUUAUUGGAAAAAUAUGUUGGAGGCAGUUCAUACAAUUCAUCAACAUGGCAUUGUUCACAGUGAUUUGAAACCUGCUAACUUUCUGAUUGUUGAUGGAAUGCUAAAACUAAUCGAUUUUGGGAUUGCAAACCAAAUGCAACCAGACACAACAAGUAUUGUUAAAGAUUCUCAGGUUGGCACUGUUAAUUAUAUGCCUCCAGAAGCUAUCAAAGAUAUGUCUUCCUCAAGAGAAAAUGGGAAGUUAAAAUCAAAGAUUAGUCCUAAGAGUGAUGUUUGGUCCUUGGGAUGCAUUCUGUAUUAUAUGACUUAUGGGAAGACACCAUUCCAACAUAUAAUUAAUCAGAUUUCUAAAUUACAUGCAAUUAUUGACCCUAAUCAUGAAAUUGUGUUUCCUGAUAUUCCAGAGAAAGAUCUUCAAGAUGUGUUAAAGUGUUGUUUAAUAAGGGACCCCAAGCAGAGGAUAUCGAUUCCUGAGCUGUUGGUGCAUCCUUAUGUUCAAAUUCAAACCCAUCCAGGCAACCAGGUAGGUAAAGGAACUACUGAGGAGAUGAAAUAUGUUCUGAGUCAACUUGUUGGUCUGAAUUCUCCCAACUCCAUUUUGAAAACUGCUAGAACUUUAUAUGAGCAGUACAGUAGUGGUGAAAAUCAUGUUUCCUCUUCAUCCAGUAUUUUUGGGGGGAAAAAAGGAAAAUGA
This is a messenger RNA of Elephantulus edwardii (Cape elephant shrew), 2559 nucleotides long. RefSeq names its product TTK protein kinase (gene TTK). The record is from RefSeq and is a predicted model, not a curated record. NCBI's taxonomy places the organism in Eukaryota, Metazoa, Chordata, Mammalia, Macroscelidea, Macroscelididae. The transcript has 22 exons. Gene Ontology annotation, cellular component: spindle; kinetochore; nucleus. Bases 1 to 2559 code for a protein of 852 amino acids. Gene Ontology annotation, molecular function: protein serine/threonine kinase activity; protein serine/threonine/tyrosine kinase activity; ATP binding. Gene Ontology annotation, biological process: meiotic spindle assembly checkpoint signaling; protein localization to kinetochore; peptidyl-serine phosphorylation.